Molecule: messenger RNA, 2443 nt
Organism: Dermatophagoides farinae (American house dust mite)
Lineage: Eukaryota; Metazoa; Arthropoda; Arachnida; Sarcoptiformes; Pyroglyphidae
Biological process (GO): cell communication; establishment or maintenance of epithelial cell apical/basal polarity; heterophilic cell-cell adhesion
Cellular component (GO): protein-containing complex; plasma membrane
Molecular function (GO): calcium ion binding
Source: RefSeq, a predicted model, not a curated record
UUGUUAAAAUAUGGCGCCCAAUAAUCAUCGUAUGAUGAUGAUCAAUAAUGAUCGAUCAAGAACGUUCAAUAGUGAUCGACAACAUUGGACAAUUAUCAAAUUAUUUAUGGCCAUCAUCAUCAUCAUAUCAAUGUCAACAAAAACUGUUGAUGCAUCCGGCUAUUUUGAAUUACAAUUUAUUGAAGGCAUUAGAAAUUCAACAACAAUACAUGUUUGUUUGAAAGAAUUUUGGAAUUCACAAAUCAAUCUAAAUCGUUGUACAUUUGGCCAAAAAACAAUCAUUUAUUAUGAACAACAACAAUCACAACAACAUUCGAAACAAUCAAUGAUUCGAAUACCAUUCAGUUUUCGUUGGAUUGGAUCAUUUUCAUUUACAAUUCAUUUGGCUGAUGAUAGUGAAUGGUCAUUGUCGUCAUCAUCAUCGUCAUCGUCAGUGGCAAUGGCAAUGGAUAGAUUUAUUGUUGAAGAUGAAUUCGCAGUACCCGGUAUACAUUGGAAAUAUCGUACAUUUCAUGCACGUGAUGGACGUAUUAUAUCGAUUCGUUUCCGUAUCGAUUGUGAUCAUUAUUAUCAUUCCGAUGAUUGUGCUACAUUCUGUCGUGAACGUAAUGAUACAUUUGGUCAUUAUUCUUGUGAAAAGAAAUCCGGACAUAAACAUUGUUUGAAUGGUUGGAAAGGUGAAAACUGUGAUAAACCAAAAUGUCGAAAUGGCUGUAAUGAAGCACAUGGAUAUUGUGAAAUGCCCAAUGAAUGUCAAUGUCGUAGUGGGUGGCGUGGUCAAAAUUGUGAUGAAUGUGUACCAUAUCCAGGGUGUCUACACGGAUAUUGUGUUUCACCAUUUCAAUGUAUUUGUCAAAGAAAUUGGGGUGGAAUAUUAUGCGAUCAAGAUUUAAACUAUUGUGGUACACAUGAACCAUGUUUGAAUGAUGGACGUUGUGAAAAUAUUGCCCCCGAUAAUUAUAGAUGUGUAUGCAAAAAAGGCUUUUCCGGCGUUAAUUGUCAGAUCGUAGAAGAUGCAUGUGCCACUUCUCCUUGUUUACAUGAUGGAACAUGUAUAACGUUGGCAAAUGGAACGGAUUUUCGUUGUAUGUGUCGGCCAGGAUUUUCCGGUAAACGAUGUGAAAAUGACCUAAAUGAAUGUGCAUCACAACCUUGUAUGAAUGGUGCUACUUGUCAUGAUUUGGAAAAUAAUUACCGUUGUACAUGUCCAAGUGGUUGGACCGGUGAUCGUUGUCAACAGGAUGUGGAUGAAUGUUCAGCACUUGUAACACCUUGUAUCCGUGCCAGUGCUUGCAUCAAUAUCAAUGGAAGUUAUAUCUGUGUAUGUGAAAAAGGAUUCGAAGGUCUAUUCUGCGAAAAUGAAGUUGAUGAUUGUAAACAUAAUCAAAUUAAUUGCCAAAAUGGUGGCUUCUGUAUUGAUUUAGUCAAUGAUUUUCGUUGUGUUUGUUCAACCGGUUUCACUGGGCCACGAUGUGAUCGUAUCGAUGAAUCGGUUUGUGAUCUUCUACCGAAUCAUGUAUGGCGAUUGAAUGAAACUGGAUGUGAAAAAAUCUGUGUUUGCCGUAAUAAUUCACGUGUCGCAUGUAAAUGUCAAGAAGAAUCCAAAUGUAAUCUUAAAUUAGAUGAUGAUGAUCGAACAAAUCUUUCAGAAAUUCAUGUCGUUUUCGAUUCGAAUGCAAGUAGACAUGCAUGUAAUGCGAUACAAUCGAUACAUUCAUUACUAACAAUCGAUACUAAUGAUGAUGAUGAUGCUGGUGGUGGUGGUGGUGGUGGUGAUGAAUUCUGUUGUGAAAUUCGAAUGUCAACCGAUGGUGGUACAAUCGUCACCGGUAAUGAAGUUAUAAUACAAGUUAAUAAACAAUCAUCACUGGCUCAAUAUAUAACACGAACGAUAUUUCCACACAUAUUACAUGUGAUUGUAAAUACCGAAAAUAUUCGACAAUCCGAUUGGUCCGUUGUUAAUUUAUUCAUAAUACUCGUAUUCACUGCCAUCACUGUAACCGGAAUAUUGAUGGCAAAAUCUUAUUAUCGUCGUAAAAAACAUGAAGCAGAUGCUGAAAAUGUUGUCAUACAUUGUAUACAGAAUAAUUUAAAACAAUCACAACAAUCGCCUUCGAUGAUGAUGAUGAUGAUUGGUGGUGGUGGUGGUAAUAAUCGUCCAUUAACACCGCCGAAUCAAAAACUUUGCAACACUGUUUAUUGUGGUGGUAAUAAUCAUAAUCAAACAAAUAUGGAUAGUUUUCAUCGAACCAAACCAGUAUUAUCUUAUUGUUCCAAAUUGAUGGUUUCAUCACCAACGAUUUCGAAUAAAACUAAAAUGAUUGAUUAGUUUUUUUUUGAUACACACACACACUCACAAACACGAACAACUUAUUGUAAAUUUCUUUUGGUUUCCUCAAACAUUUCACUUUUUUUGUAUAUUUAAAUAUUCUCUUCUCAUCUC